AUGCCAUCAAACACAGACUCGCACCUUGCAGAGAUAUAUCGCAAAUACAUACAAGCCAUUUGCGAUCAUGACCUGGACAGUAUUGCAACAUUUGUGGCAGAUGGUGUCGUCCACAAUGGAGCCGUACUCGGCCUACAAGGAUACAAAGACCUGUUGCUCAAGAACAUCGUCGAAACAGAUGUUCAGGUUGAGAUCAAACGUUUGAUCGCGAAUGAUGAUCAUGUUGCAGCUCUCCUCGUCUUUACCACCAAGACGACUACACUGGAGCUCAUCGGCAUCAAGCUUGACAAUCAUCCGUUCUCUUACACAGAAAACGUGAUAUAUGACUUUCGGGAUGACAAGAUUGUCGAAGUGCAUUCUCUGUUCGACAUUGACCGCAUCAGGGCUCAUGCGCUUAAGGCCUGA
Messenger RNA from Lithohypha guttulata, 405 nucleotides. RefSeq lists its product as uncharacterized. The coding region runs from base 1 to 405 and encodes 134 amino acids. The record is from RefSeq and is a predicted model, not a curated record. Gene Ontology annotation, biological process: polyketide metabolic process. NCBI's taxonomy places the organism in Eukaryota, Fungi, Ascomycota, Eurotiomycetes, Chaetothyriales, Trichomeriaceae. The transcript has a single exon.